Molecule: messenger RNA, 2027 nt
Organism: Poecilia latipinna (sailfin molly)
Lineage: Eukaryota; Metazoa; Chordata; Actinopteri; Cyprinodontiformes; Poeciliidae
Gene: tmem26a
Product: transmembrane protein 26a
Exons: 6
Coding region: 128-1078 (316 amino acids)
Source: RefSeq, a predicted model, not a curated record
GAGCAACAAGUUUGGGAACUUUGUUUGAACAAGCCUCCGCUCUUUUUUUCUUUUACUUCUCUCGGUGUGGGGCACAGCUGCCAGCAGCGGGCUGAGAUCUGCACUUUCCAGGAGCAGCGACAGCGCCAUGAAUCCGUUCAGCUUUCUGAGAGCCAUCAUCACCAGAGCUUUGUUCAUCCUGCUUUCACUGGUCGCCGUCUGGAGGGUGAUAUGGGUCAAACAACAUCCGUACUACUGGCUGCUGACUUUGCUCUUUCUGCCACUUGUUGUUGAAAUGAUAAUAACACUGAGGAAGCGAAAAGGACUCGAUUACAAAUGGUUUUCUCCCACAAUUUUUCUGUUUCUCAUCAGUAUCAUUCCCUCCAUCUGGAUCCUGGAGCUCCACCACCAGCAGAACAGAGAGCAGGACGGCAAGUGCAAUUAUGAGUCUUUCGAACAAGUUUGGCUACCAAAGAAUGAAUCAUCAGAAAACGGCACAAUAGGCAAUAGCUUGAAGAGACUUCGUGACGUGGUGUUAAAUUUCUGCCAGGACAGCUGGAUUCUUGCGCUUCAUCAGAUUCUGCUCAUCCUUCUCAUCAUAGGGAAGUGGCUUCUUCCUUUAGGAGGCGGGAUCACAAGAGAUCAGCUGUCUCAGCUUCUGCUCAUUUUUGUCGGCACGGCGGCUGACAUUCUCGAGUUUAACAGUGAGACGCUGGGCGAUGUAAAAGAGAACAGUCGUGUGCUGGUUCACGUCAUUUUAGGUGUCUGGACUUGGAGCAUGCUGCAGUUCCCCUGUCAUCUGAGUGUGGUGGGGCCCAUGAGCGGCGAGGCAGCCGAUGAGAGCGUCCAGGGAGACUCCCUCUGGUCCAAUCGCAGCACCGACCUGUGGAGCAUUGUGGAGAAGCUGUUUAUCCACGACGGCCCCUUCCUGGUAGUCCGGCUUAUUGUCAUGAUACAUUUUGGUACUUUUCACCAGAUGCUUGUUUUCUUUGCCUUUAAAAACUUCCUGGUUGUCAUCCUGAAUGUGUACAGGCUGUACAUUUUAUACCAUGACUUUAAGUCGUCCGUGCACAGCCCCGUGGGGGACAGCGCAGACUGAAGAGUCUGAUGAGUCAUUGCUGAGACGGGGUAGAGACAAGGAAAAUAUCAGAUGUUAGACCCAAGAUGAGGGAAAGAUACAAGACGGGUAAAACAUUUCAUGUGAAGCAGGAAAAGAAGUAAAUGUAUGUUUCAAUGUUUCCAGUUUAUACUUUAUUUAAGGCUUAAUUUCAUCCUGAUCCAAAAGAACAACGAGUUCAGAACAGAAACUCUGACCUCAUUCAUUUUGUAAUCAAAAGACAUUGUUGUUUGGAUGACUGAUAAUUGGUCGUAGCAUUUCUUCUGGGCAAUGAAUCAUAGACCUUUGGAGAGUUUAUUUAUUUCCCUUUAAGUGGUGCCACAUUUAUCAGAAAAAAAAAUUCUUGGGUCAAGCAUCCGAGUCUACCCAUUAAAAACUGCCAGUGUCCAAAAGCUUAUUCUGCUCUUGACUGGUGUUUGUUGUUUAUUAUUGGACUAGAUGACAAAAAUACAAGGAAUAUUUGCAAUUCAACAAUGCAAUUUUUUUACACUGAAGAAUUGCACACAACCAGAACAAUGGAUGCCAUUCUGUUCUUUAACUAAUUUAGUUUGGGAUAUCAUUAAAUGCUCUCCAUUCCCAAACAUGUGAGGUAGUGUCAUGUCACCUGGGCCAAACUUUAAACUGGACUUACUGUGGCAGUAGCCCAGGGCCCCAUUUUGGGGGGCGGUGGGAGGCCUCAAUUUCUUUUUUUAUAUAUGUUUUGAUGAAUGCAUGUUUUGCAGAUAUUGUACUUAAAACAUCAUGAAAUUAUAGCAAUUUAUAAUAUGGAGCUACUGGCCACGGACCUUUUAAACCUAUUGGUUUGUGUGAUCAGUUCAUAGUGUUGACAUGUUGCUAUGUGACGUCACGGGUUCAAGAUCCCGCACCCCAGGCAGCUCCCUACCAGAGGGCAAGGUACUGCACCUGGGUGAAGUUGACCCCCCCCCCCCCA